Jatropha curcas is the source of this 3576-nucleotide messenger RNA. It is a transcript of the gene SGR2, whose product is annotated as shoot gravitropism 2 (SGR2). Gene Ontology annotation, molecular function: glycerophospholipase activity; metal ion binding. Gene Ontology annotation, cellular component: cytoplasm. The record is from RefSeq and is a predicted model, not a curated record. NCBI's taxonomy places the organism in Eukaryota, Viridiplantae, Streptophyta, Magnoliopsida, Malpighiales, Euphorbiaceae.
GGGGAAAAAAAAGGGAAAGAAAGAAAACUGCAGUGCAAUAAGAACAAAGAGGAAAGAAGAUGGAGAAGUGGAGAAGGAAGAGGCAAAACAAAAAAAGAGAGGGAAGGAAGGGAAAAAGAUUCAUAUCUCUAGAGUUCUUAGAAUUGAUGGAGAGGAGAGGUCUAGUCCCAAUUUUCUUUCAAAUUAUUUAGUUCGCAUUCCACGUACAAACAACAGCGACACUGCUCCAACAACAGCGACAGUGCUCAUUAAUGUGAUUAUAAUCGAUAUUGAAGGUUAUCCAAUUUGAUCAAUUUGCUUUGGAACCGUAGAUGGCGGAUUCCAAAGCAAACUCGGGAAUUUCAGAGGAGACGUCGCCUGAUUUGUUGAAGAAUACGCCAUGGAAUAUUGCGAGAUUGGAGGAUGUGAUAGAGCAUUCUCAGGGCCGAGAGAAGUAUCAUGCGCAGACUAGAAGUCCAUCUGAUGGAAGUGAUGUUCGAUGGUAUUUUUGCAAGGUGCCUUUGGCUGAAAAUGAGUUAGCUGCCUCAAUUCCUCGCACUGAAAUAGUGGGAAAGGGUGAUUAUUUUCGUUUUGGUAUGAGAGAUUCUCUUGCAAUAGAGGCAUCUUUCUUGCAGAGAGAGGAAGAGUUGCUCUCUAGCUGGUGGGGAGAGUACGCAGAAUGUAGUGAAGGUCCGAGGAGUCGACCGACGUCCAGUAAGAAAGAUAUGCAACAAAGUGGAUAUUCUCUAGAGGGUGCUAUAGCAGCUCAAUUAUAUGAAGUGGAAGAGGAGAGAGUCGGUGUGCCUGUAAAGGGAGGACUCUAUGAGGUAGAUCUAGUGAAGAGACAUUGUUUCCCUGUUUACUGGAAUGGAGAAAAUCGGCGUGUUUUAAGGGGUCAUUGGUUCGCUCGUAAAGGAGGCCUUGAUUGGUUGCCACUUCGUGAAGAUGUUGCAGAACAAUUAGAGAUUGCAUAUCGUAGCAAGGUUUGGCAUCGGAGGACAUUUCAAGCAUCAGGGCUGUUUGCAGCUCGUGUUGAUUUGCAAGGCUCUACUCCAGGACUUCAUGCACUUUUUACGGGAGAAGAUGAUACUUGGGAGGCUUGGCUUAAUGUUGAUGCUUCUGGUUUUUCUGGUAUCGUUACCUUAAGUGGAAAUGGGGUUAAGUUAAGGCGUGGUUAUGCAGCAUCUCACUCUGCAAAACCAACCCAGGAUGAGCUUCGACAGCAAAAGGAAGAAGAGAUGGAUGAUUAUUGUUCACAGGUUCCUGUUCAACAUCUUGUUUUUAUGGUUCAUGGUAUUGGUCAAAGGUUGGAGAAAUCCAAUUUGGUUGAUGAUGUGGGUAAUUUCCGCCAUAUCACAGCAAGUCUUGCUGAACAACACCUUACUGCACACCAACGUGGUGCUCAGCGAGUCCUUUUUAUCCCAUGCCAGUGGAGAAAGGGCUUGAAGCUUAGUGGUGAAACUGCAGUUGAAAAGAUUACGUUGGAUGGUGUACGUGGUUUGCGUGUCAUGCUGAGUGCAACAGUACAUGAUGUAUUAUACUACAUGAGCCCCAUCUAUUGUCAAGAUAUUAUUAACUCGGUAUCAACCCAAUUAAACCGCUUAUAUUUAAAGUUUAUUAAACGCAAUCCUGGUUAUGAUGGAAAGGUUUCUAUUUAUGGCCAUUCUUUGGGAAGUGUCCUUUCAUAUGACAUCCUCUGCCAUCAGGAGAAUCUGUCCUCUCCAUUUCCAAUGGAUUGGAUGUAUAAGGAGCAUGGGGGUAAUGAAUCUUCUCUUGGUAUGAAUAACAAAUCUUCUGCACGUGACUCUUCAGCCAGUGCAGAGAGUGACAACAAUGUACUAAACGAGGCAUCAGACAAAGUGGAUGAUGUUCAUGAAGAAAUGAUGAGUGAACAAUCAACUUUAGUUUGUCCAGAUGAACAAGCUGCAGAUUCUUCCUCAAUCUCAAAACCACGAGUGUCAGAUUCAGAAUUACCAGCAGUUGCAGUGGAUUCUAAUCAGAGAAACGAUGACAAAGGUGACUGUGAAUUGGGUAAUGAUUCCACUGACAUGCUUUCUCAGGGAAGGGAUUAUUUAGUUAAAGCUACAGAGGUGGAAUUUCAUGACCAAGUUAAUGGUUUGGACGAAAUGGUAGCAGAGGACUGCAACGAUGCUGAGGAUAAAGAUAAAACUAUCAAAUUGCUAAGAGAAGAGAUUAAUUCCCUAAAAGCCAAAAUAGCAGAACUGGAAUUGCAAUUCAAUGGUAGAGAUACAACUGGAUGUUUGCAUAGAGAAAAUAUAAUUGAUGUUGCAACCACACAAAAGCAACCCAUUCCAGAGAAGUUGCCAUCUGGGUUAGAUGAUGAACCGAAGAGUUAUACACCUUAUAUCAAGUACACAAAGCUUGAAUUCAAGGUUGACACAUUCUUUGCUGUUGGAUCGCCUCUUGGAGUCUUCCUUUCGCUUCGAAACAUUCGUAUUGGAGUUGGCAAAGGGCAAGAAUAUUGGGCAGAGGAAAAUAUUACUGAAGAGAUGCCAGCUUGUCAGCGAAUGUUCAACAUUUUUCACCCAUUUGAUCCUGUUGCUUAUAGAGUAGAGCCACUUGUCUGUAAAGAAUACAUGACCAAACGCCCAGUUAUUAUACCUUAUCACAGAGGUGGAAAAAGGUUACAUAUUGGCUUUCAGGAAUUUACAGAAGAUUUAGCUGCUCGUUCUCAUGCGAUGAUGGAUCGUCUAAAUUUUGUAAAGAUUAAAGUGCUUACAGUUUGCCAAUCAAGAAACAAGGAUGGCCUUGAAGAGGGAGCGGAAAAUGCUGAAGAAAAAGAAGAGAGGACAUAUGGCUCUUUAAUGAUGGAGAGAUUAACCGGAAGUGAAGAAGGGCGGAUUGAUCACAUGCUUCAAGAUAAGACAUUUGAACAUCCAUAUCUACAAGCUAUUGGGUCACAUACAAACUACUGGAGGGAUUUUGAUACUGCUCUAUUUAUUUUGAAACACUUGUAUAAGGAUAUACCUGAAGAAGCCAGCUUACAUAACAUAGAUGGUGAACGCAACUCAAAAGUCGAGAGUAGUUCAACAGGAUGGACUGAUCAAAGGGAGACUAAAGAGGAGGAGCUUCCUUUGACAUUCUCAGACAGAAUGAUGGUUAAAAGCUUUUCGAGAAAAGCUAAAAGGUUUAUGAAGAAUACAUGAAUGCUAUAAGGAGUCCUCUUAUUGAUGCAUGCUGGAUUUCAAUGCAACCGACGCCCUAAACCAACAUCUACUGAAGCUUACACUAAUUGUAUACUCGUAGAGCUGAAUUAUCACGCCUCAAAAUGAAGAUGAUGUUACACAGUACGAUUAGAAAUUAAAAGAACUAUUAGAAGGAUACGUAUUCAAGAAUUUGUUAGUUGCAUGUAGACAUUUCUGAGCAGUUAAAUGGCCGUUUUAUAUUUGUCUGUACAUAAAAGGAGAUAUAGGAAAUUGGCAAAAAUGUAAAGCGAACCUAUCAUAUAAUGUGUAUAUCUAUGCUGCAAAAGAUGAAUACCAUAGAGUGUACAAUUCAGAGUUGCGAACAUGACAGUUUUGUAUUUAACUCAGAUUGGUUAAUAUUGGAUUGGAGGUUUGAUUAUUUGGUAGCAAA